Messenger RNA from Misgurnus anguillicaudatus (oriental weatherfish), 2323 nucleotides. RefSeq names its product UDP-glucose 6-dehydrogenase (gene ugdh). Gene Ontology annotation, molecular function: NAD binding; UDP-glucose 6-dehydrogenase activity. Gene Ontology annotation, cellular component: nucleus. NCBI's taxonomy places the organism in Eukaryota, Metazoa, Chordata, Actinopteri, Cypriniformes, Cobitidae. The record is from RefSeq and is a predicted model, not a curated record. Gene Ontology annotation, biological process: glycosaminoglycan biosynthetic process.
GAGUGAGUAAAUGAGUGUAUGUGUGUGUGCUGUUUGAGUUUAUGUGUUGAGGAUAUAUAGUAGUUUGAUUCAUUCGAGAGCAAGUCACAUCUGAUAGAGGAGCCCUACUUGCAUACUGCACUAAAACACAUUGAGUUCAUUCAAACUUUACUGAGAGACAAGAUGUUUCAGAUUAAAAAGAUUUGCUGUAUAGGAGCCGGGUAUGUUGGUGGUCCAACAUGUAGUGUAAUUGCCAGCAUGUGUCCCGAGAUCACAGUAACAGUGGUGGAUGUUAAUGCGUCCCGGAUCAAUGCCUGGAACUCUGAUACGCUGCCCAUCUAUGAGCCAGGUUUGAAUGAGGUGGUGAUGUCAUGUCGUGGAAAAAACCUUUUCUUCUCUACGGACAUUGACUCUGCCCUUAAAGAGGCAGAUCUGAUCUUCAUUUCUGUAAACACUCCCACUAAGACAUACGGUAUGGGCAAGGGUCGCGCAGCUGACCUGAAGUUUAUUGAGGCGUGUGCACGGCGAAUCGUGGAGGUGUCGGACGGGUAUAAAAUCGUUACGGAAAAGAGCACGGUGCCGGUUCGUGCAGCUGAGAGCAUCCGCAGGAUAUUUGAUGCAAACACCAAACCCAGUCUCAACCUACAGGUUCUCUCUAACCCAGAGUUCCUUGCGGAGGGUACAGCGGUGAAGGACCUGAAGGAGCCAGAUCGUGUUCUGAUAGGUGGAGAUGAGACUCCAGAGGGUCAAAGGGCCAUCAGUGCUCUUUGUGCUGUAUAUGAGCACUGGGUCCCCAAGUCACGCAUCAUCACUACCAACACCUGGUCCUCAGAGCUUUCCAAACUGGCGGCGAAUGCGUUCUUAGCCCAGCGAAUCAGUAGCAUCAACUCCAUCUCUGCUCUGUGUGAAUCUACGGGUGCUGAUGUUGAGGAGGUGGCCAGAGCCAUCGGCAUGGAUCAAAGAAUCGGGAGCAAAUUCCUUAAAGCCAGCGUAGGUUUUGGAGGAAGUUGUUUUCAGAAGGAUGUGCUGAAUUUGGUGUAUCUAUGCGAGGCGCUAAAUCUUCCAGAAGUUGCUUCGUAUUGGCAACAGGUGAUUGACAUGAACGAAUAUCAGAGAAAGAGAUUUGCCUGUCGAAUCAUUGACUGCCUGUUUAACACCGUUACUGGGAAGAAAAUCGCCUUGUUAGGUUUCUCCUUUAAAAAGGACACCGGGGACACAAGAGAGUCGUCCAGCAUCUACAUCUCUAAAUAUCUGAUGGACGAAGGAGCCAAGCUGCAUAUUUAUGAUCCGAAAGUGCUGAAGGAGCAGAUAAUCCAGGAUCUGUCCCAACCCAGCAUCUCUGGAGACAACCCAGAGAGAGUGUCUGAUCUGGUAACUGUUACAAAAGACCCAUAUGAAGCAUGCGAAAGCGCACAUGCACUGGUCAUCUGCACGGAGUGGGACAUGUUUAAGGAUCUGGACUACGAGAAAAUAUAUCACAAGAUGCUGAAACCAGCAUUCAUCUUUGAUGGCAGACGAGUCCUGGAUCACCUGCAUGGCCAACUCCAGAACUUCGGCUUUCAGAUCGAGACCAUUGGAAAGAAGGUGACCACCCGGAUUCCUUUUACGCCCUCUGGAGUGCCACGACUUGAACCACCCACCAAAAAAGCCAAAGCUUGAGACACACAUCACACACGCACACCUGCAUGCGGAUUGUACACUGAUUAAAGUCCUUUGCUAAGAAAACCAAAGUGUGACCACAGAGACGUUUCUGUCUUGAGUCAUGCGUGUGCUUUGUGUGCGUGUUUAAUAAUCUGUAUAGUCUCAUAUUUUAUGAGACUUUCUUAUCACUCGUGGCUGUUCGCUGUAUAUGCAGACAGUUAUGCAAUGUUUUAAACGUGAUCAUUUACAUCUUAUUUUUAAUACCAUAAUUCUAAAUAUAUAUAUUUUUUAGAUAUAUAAUAACACACACAGAACUGGUGAUCUCUGAUCUGUAUUAUGUCCCACUAGUGUUCAGUAGUGCAUUGUUUACAAUCUGAAAAAUUUCAGUGUUUUUAAUGACAAUCACCUUUUUUGAGAGAGAUUGACAGAAAGAAGGAGAACUUUUCUUAUUGGGACCAAGUGGGACAAUUUAAAUGGCUGUAAACAUUUGCCUUGAGUGAGGCAUUGGAUUGUAUUAGAGAAGGGCAAGUAGCUUGAGUCAUUCAUCUUUUCAAUAUGUUGUUCGAACUUAUGUAUGGUUUGUGUUAAUGUAGAAUCUCAGUUGUAGCUUUUGUAAAAUCAUGUACUGUACAAGUUUAUAAUGGUUAUGUAGAAUAAUAGCUAAAAACACAUUUCUUAAAUAAAUAUGGACCAAUGAAAAGAA